Molecule: messenger RNA, 1663 nt
Organism: Panonychus citri (citrus red mite)
Lineage: Eukaryota; Metazoa; Arthropoda; Arachnida; Trombidiformes; Tetranychidae
Product: plasma alpha-L-fucosidase-like
Biological process (GO): glycoside catabolic process; fucose metabolic process
Cellular component (GO): lysosome
Molecular function (GO): alpha-L-fucosidase activity
Source: RefSeq, a predicted model, not a curated record
UUAUCAAUACGACAAAACUGAAAAUCAGUAUCACAUCAUUAUGAUUUUAAUAUCAACCAAUCAAACUGAAAACAAUUAACAAUAUACAGAGAAAAAUGAUAGUUUUUAGCAAUCAAAUGCUACAAAUUUGAUAUAAAAUUAAAUCAAACUUGUUAUUUACUCUUAUUAAUUUGUUAAUCGAGGUUUAAUUAUGUCACAAUUAGGUGGGUUUAUUGUUUUCUUGCUGAUUGGUUUGACCAUUGGGGUUAAUUGUUACUCUCAAAAAUAUGAACCUACAUGGGAAUCAAUUGAUUCUCGUCCACUUCCUGAUUGGUACGAUAAUUCAAAGGUAGGAAUUUUCAUCCAUUGGGGUGUCUUUUCAGUUCCAGCUUAUCGAAGUGAAUGGUUCUGGUUCUAUUGGAGACAGAAUCGUGAAGCUGAUUGUGUCCAGUUUAUGGCCCAAAAUUUCAAGCCCAAUUUUACGUACGCUGAAUUUGCACCAAUGUUUACAGCUCAAGAUUUUGAUCCAGAUUAUUGGGCAUCGGUUUUCCAAUCGUCCGGUGCUAAAUACGUUGUACUGACCAGUAAACAUCACGAAGGUUUUACCCUUUGGCCUUCCAAAACUUCAUGGAACUGGAAUGCAAUGGACGUUGGACCAAAAAGAGAUCUAGUUGGUGACCUGGCAACUGCCGUGCGAAAAACGGAUGUAAGAUUUGGACUUUAUCAUUCGUUGUAUGAAUGGUUCAAUCCCUUGUACGAAUCAGAUAAAGCUAACAAUUUCACAACCAGAAUCUUUCCCCAUGCGAAAACGAUUUCUGAACUUUAUGAUAUCGUAAACACUUACAAGCCCGAAGUGAUUUGGUCCGAUGGCGAUGGUGAAGCUUCUGAUGAUUAUUGGGGAUCAAAGGAGUGGAUCGCUUGGCUUUACAAUGAAAGUCCAGUCAAAGAUACUGUUGUUACUAAUGAUCGUUGGGGAUCUGGAAUCAUGUGUAAUCAUGGAGGUUUUCUUACCUGCCAAGAUCGCUAUCAACCUGGAACUUUGCAAACUCGUAAAUGGGAAAACGCGAUGACCAUUGAUCAAAAUUCAUGGGGUUAUGUCCAAACAUCAACAGUCAACGAUUACUUGACCAUUAAAGAUAUAAUCAAAACGCUUGUUCAAACCGUCAGUUAUGGUGGUAAUCUAUUGAUCAACAUUGGUCCAACCGGAGGGACAUUACCACCGAUCAUGGAGGAGAGAUUAAGACAAAUGGGAGCUUGGUUAAAGGUCAAUGGUGAGGCAAUUUACCACACUCAACCUUGGGUUUACCAGAAUGAUUCAAUUACUGAACAAGUGUAUUACACAGAACCGAAAGAAUCAAAAGAAUCAAUUGUCUAUGCGAUUCUUUUAAAUUGGCCUGAAGGAAAUAUAAUCAAUUUGGGCUCCGUUUAUGGUAAACUUAAUUCAACCAAAGUAAACCUAAUUGCUCCGGAUGGUGUAUUAAUCCCUUGUAAUUGGUACAAUGAUUUAGAUAAAAAAUUGCGAAUCAAUCUCAAGCCAAUCAUCUCAGAUCUUAAUGGUUGGGUGUUGAAGAUAACUAAUCCAGUUAUUAGAAAAUCCCAAUACUAAUGUACUUUCAUGAAGAUGAAUCAAUUUCUACCAACAAUCGAAGUAUUUUUUCAAUUGAAUAAAAUGUUAUCCUAAAAA